AUGCACCCACUCAUCGUCCCCAUGCGCCGAGACGCUCUUGUGGCAGCCAUCCUGUAUAGUUCUGUUGUUUUGGGGGCUUCAGAUGCCUCGGUCACGGCCUUUGAUGUUCUCGAUUAUGUCGAUCCGCUGAUCGGAACUGCAAAUGGAGGCCAUGUGUUCCCGGGUGCCACUCUGCCUUUUGGCAUGGCUAAGGCCGUCGCCGAUACGAUCGGUGAGAACCAAGCGGGCUUUGCGUUUGAUACCACACUCGUCACGGGCUUCUCACACAUGCAUGAUUCGGGCACGGGUGGGUCUCCGUCUCUGGGAAACUUCCCCAUAUUUGCUCAGCCUUUUUGUCCAAACGACGAUAUCAACCAAUGCAAAUGGCAGCAGAACGACCGGGCCAUCGUGUGGAAUCGAAACUCGGUCAAAGCGUACCCCGGAUAUUUUGGUAUCUCAUUGCAAAACGGGGUUCAGGCAGAAAUGACCACAACCAACCGAUCGGCCCUGUAUCGCUUCACCUUUGAUGGAACCUCCUCGGAAUCGCUUAGUCCGGUGGUUCUGGUGGACUUGAUGGACUUGCCCCAAUCACGAACGAACGGGAGAGCAGAUGUGAACCAUGCCACAGGCCGACUGAGCGGAAAUGGCACUUUCAGCCCGAGCUUUGGCAUUGGUAGCUACGACCUACAUUUUUGUGUCGAUUUCAAGGGUGCUCAGCUCCGCGAUACCGGAACCUGGGUUAAAAAUCGUGCAAACAUUACCCAGAAAACGGUGAAUCUUGAAGCAGACGGAACAAACUCGGCAGAUACCCUCUCGGCUGGCACCUUUGCUCGCUUCCAACCCCCUGAAAACAACACCAUUCUGGCUCGAGUCGGAGUGAGCUUCAUGAGCGUCAAUCAGGCCUGUGCCAACGCGGAGAGGGAACAACCCGACUUUGACUUCGAAGGCACCGUCGCUGCAGCCCAGGCUGCGUGGAAAAAGAAACUGGACAUCAUCACCAUCGACGCGGAUGGAGUCUCUGACGAUCUGCAAACGGUUUUCUGGAGUGGAGCGUACCGAGCGAUGAUUAGUCCUCAGGACUAUACCGGCGAGAACCCACUGUGGAAAAGCGAUGAGCCGUACUAUGAUAGUUACUACUGUAUCUGGGAUUCGUAUCGAAGCAUUCAUCCACUUCUAACUCUAGUGGAUCCCCUUUCGCAGUCGCUGAUGGUACGCAGCCUCCUCGACAUUUAUCGCCACGAGGGCUAUCUGCCUGACUGCCGCAUGUCACUCUGCAAAGGCUACACUCAGGGAGGCUCUAAUGCCGAUGUUCUCAUGGCAGAUGCAUAUUUGAAGAAGGUUCAAGGCAUUGAUUGGGAUACCGCCUACGAGGCUGUCGUGAAAGAUGCCGAGGUGGAGCCUGCAAAUUGGAAUGUCGAGGGACGCGGUGGCCUACACAGCUGGAAAAAUCUAGGAUAUAUUCCAACCGACGACUACGAUCCCUAUGGCGUCGGCACGCAUACUCGUAGUGUUUCGCGAACGGUUGAGUACGCCUACAACGAUUUCUGCAUUGCAGAGAUGGCACAGGGAAUGGGAAAGAAAGAUGACUACGCAAAAUACAUCACGCGCUCUGGAAAUUGGGCCCACAUGUUCAAAGCGGAUCAAAAAUCCAGUAUCAACGGUGUCAACACCAACUUCACGGGAUUUUUACAGCCUCGCUAUACAAACGGUACCUGGGGCUACCAGGAUCCGAUUUUCUGUAGCCCACUGCUGAACUUCACUUCCUGCUACCUUAACCCCACUGGGCACGAAACAUAUGAGGGUAGCUCUUGGCUCUAUACUUUCUAUGCUCCACACGACAUGGGCUCACUAAUUCAGACUCUUGGAGGCCCGGAGCAGUUUACGGCUCGUCUCCAGUUCCUCCACGAGUCCGGGCUCCUUUACGUCGGUGACGAACAAGCCUUUCUGACCGUUUUUCAAUUCCAUUAUUCUGGCCGACCCGCUUUGUCUGCCAAGUACAGUCACUCCUAUAUCCCGUCCCAGUUCAACACUACAACUGCUGGUAUCGCAGGAAAUGAUGACAGUGGCGCAAUGGGCUCAUUCGUGGUGCUGAGCAUGAUGGGAUUGUGGCCUGUCCCUGGUCAGGACGUCUAUCUGAUUACCCCACCGUACUUCAAAGAAUUGAGCCUUAAGAAUAGUGUCACGGGCAAGACCGCUACAAUUCGCAACAGCAAUUUUGAUCCCAACUACAAGUCAAUCUAUAUUCAAAGCGUGAAAUUGAAUGGUAAGAGCUGGACGAAGAAUUGGCUUACUCAUGAUUUCUUUACUGAGGGAGGUGUUCUUGAACUGGAGCUCGGCUCGACUGAGAGCAAGUGGGGUACUGCGUUGGAGGAUCUACCUCCCAGUCUUGGUAACUAUCAUAAUUAG
Molecule: messenger RNA, 2385 nt
Organism: Penicillium macrosclerotiorum
Lineage: Eukaryota; Fungi; Ascomycota; Eurotiomycetes; Eurotiales; Aspergillaceae
Product: glycoside hydrolase family 92 protein
Exons: 6
Coding region: 1-2385 (794 amino acids)
Biological process (GO): protein quality control for misfolded or incompletely synthesized proteins; carbohydrate metabolic process; protein deglycosylation
Cellular component (GO): cytosol; nucleus
Molecular function (GO): peptide-N4-(N-acetyl-beta-glucosaminyl)asparagine amidase activity; carbohydrate binding
Source: RefSeq, a predicted model, not a curated record